AUGCAAUCAUCAAUAAAGGAAUCACGUUGUCCUUGCCUGACACACAUUUUGCAUUAUAUUCCAGGUAACAUAUGUUUAAUCGAUACAGUAUCCCGCGGUGCAGCGUUCCGUUCAAAACGACAAACAUACAGUUAUAAUGAAUCACUAAAGCAAUAUGCAAGAGUGCAUCCAAAGACAAAGAUUAUAACCGGUACGGUUGGACGAUACGCACCGCAUGAAUGGCCUGACUGGUACACACGCACUUUAUUUAAAUGGAAUGGAGAAUUUCGUAUGGGACCAUAUCAUCCAAACGAUGCACUCUAUGAAAAAUAUCAACGUUCUAAAAUUCAAGGCCUGGAUUCAAGCAAGCUACGACGAUUGUAA
Molecule: messenger RNA, 363 nt
Organism: Cercopithifilaria johnstoni
Lineage: Eukaryota; Metazoa; Nematoda; Chromadorea; Rhabditida; Onchocercidae
Source: the annotation of a GenBank genome assembly